Messenger RNA from Auanema sp. JU1783, 1122 nucleotides. Lineage: Eukaryota; Metazoa; Nematoda; Chromadorea; Rhabditida; Rhabditidae. The record is from the annotation of a GenBank genome assembly.
AUGGUCAGAUCGGAUUACAGAAAUCUGGAGUUGAAGAGUCCAAUUGAGGAAUGUCUGUCCAGCAGCAGUACUCUAAUUAACGACGUCACGACGGAAAUUCUUCCGUUGACAACCGCUUCCAUCAUUCAGCCAUCUUCCAUAUCAAACUUCGGAGUUCCAGUCGUGGAACUGUACUCGAAGGAAAUGAUGGAUUCCGAAGGAUUACUGGACAUAAAAAAUGAACUACAGUAUCCAUCUCUCGCUCAUUCUCUUGGUGCUCUUGGUGGUCCUUCCGUAGAACAAGCAACGUCUCAUGAGGAUUUACUGGAUCAUGAGCCAUCUUCAUCUCCAAGAAUAUCGUCAAGCGCUAACAAUUCGACAAAAAAUCGGAGAAGAAAUGUUAAAAGACAAGAAAAACCUCCGUUCAGCUACAUCGCACUCAUUGCUAUGGCUAUUCAUAAAAGGCCGGACCGUAAAGCUACACUAGCUGAGAUCUAUACGUAUUUACAAGAUAAUUUUGAUUUUUUCCGAGGAGAGUAUGUUGGCUGGAGAAACAGCAUUCGUCACAACUUGUCACUGAACGAAUGCUUCGUGAAGUUACCCAAGGAUGCUGGAGAAAGAGGUCGCAAAGGACAUAAAUGGACAAUAUCAGAUAAUUGUGAAUUUUUAUAUGAAGAAGGAGCUUUCCGACGCCGUCCCCGAGGAUACAAAACUCGAAACAAACGCCCAACUUUUAAUGGGUAUGAACAGUUCGAAUAUACUUCAACACCAACGUCAGCUGUUGUUCCGUCAACCGAUUACGGUGUCGAUAAGACACAUCUGGAUGUUCAACCAUCAUCAGUUAAUGUUUCUUUAACCUCCCCAUCUAUGGGGCUAUCUAUGGCAGUUCCAUAUGCAAAUGGAUAUUUAUCGUGCCCUUCCCUAGCUUCUACAGCUGUUUGGAACCCGUCUGUAACAUCAAGUACAGCUUCUUAUGAGGCUUGGUAUGGCUAUGGAUCAAAUGAGAAUAUGCCCAUAGGAUAUGUGUACCAACCAGAAACUUCUUCAACAAUAAUGAAUAACGCAUACGACGAAUGGCAACUUCAUUCAACUCCAGAAUUAUCCUACUCAGCACAACCACAAGACACUAUGUAUUCACAUUAA